Molecule: messenger RNA, 171 nt
Organism: Miscanthus lutarioriparius
Lineage: Eukaryota; Viridiplantae; Streptophyta; Magnoliopsida; Poales; Poaceae
Source: the annotation of a GenBank genome assembly
AUGACGCGGGGAAUCAGCGCCCUCGCCGAGCACACACGCAGUGACAGAGGCAUGUCCGGGAUCGACAACGCUGGUGGUACAAACAAGGCGGCUUCCAGUGGCACAUCCCUGAUCCCUCAACACCGAGCGCCAGACUCAGGCGAGUUCAUCACGAGAAGAUAUAGGGGAUGA